Molecule: messenger RNA, 3506 nt
Organism: Rhodamnia argentea
Lineage: Eukaryota; Viridiplantae; Streptophyta; Magnoliopsida; Myrtales; Myrtaceae
Product: disease resistance protein At4g27190-like
Exons: 3
Coding region: 1-3462 (1153 amino acids)
Molecular function (GO): ADP binding; ATP hydrolysis activity
Source: RefSeq, a predicted model, not a curated record
AUGUCGGUCGAUCCUGCCAUUCCUGUUGCAUCUUUUGCAUGGGAUGUCUUGAAGUGGGCAGUUGUUCCUGUCAAGCGCCAAUUCGGAUACGUGAUCUCCUCCAAGAGCUACGCCCAAGAUCUUCGGAAGGAAGUCGGGAAGCUGACGUACGAGGCUGAGAGGAUCCACAAUGCCGUCGAAGUGGCCAGAAACAAUAUUCGGACGGUCUACAGUCUAGUCACCGAUUGGCACGAGAGUGCAGAGAAGGCCUUGAACGAGGCGAGAGAGCUGUUGGAAGAGUUCGAAAAAGCGAGUAAGAGUUGCUGCUACGGGACUCUUCCCGACCCCAAUUGUCGCUAUCAGUUCAGCAGAAAGGCCAAGGAUAAGAUCGAGCUCCUUCAGCGACUCGCUCGAGAAUGCAGUGAAUUCAGGGACAUCUCCUCCACUGAUCCUGCUCCGGGGAAUGUCACUGCGGUCUCCGCUCCUUCUGCCAAGGACGAUGGCGUCUUCGAAUCCAGAGCUUCGAUCAAAUGUAAAAUCAUGGCCGCUCUUGCUGAUAACCGCAACAGUGUGGUUGGGGUUCAUGGGAUGGGCGGGACCGGCAAGUCCACCCUUUUGGAAGAGGUUGAAAGAAGAAUAAGGGAAGAGAGGUCGUUCGAUCUGGUCGCUAAGGCCGACGUGUCGGAAAAUCCAGACAUCAAGAGGAUUCAAGAAGAGAUUGCGCACGGGUUGGGCCUUAGUGACAUAAAGAAGGAAAAGAAUGUCAGCUUGCGAGCGAAGCUUCUGCGCGAGAGGCUAGAAGAUGAGGAGAGGACGAAACAAGAAAAUGAUGAGGGGAAGAAGAAGAAGAAGAAGGUGCUCAUAAUACUGGAUAACCUGUGGAAAGGGCUUGACUUGAAGUCAGUAGGCAUUCCUUGCGGACACGACAACAAAGUCAUAGGAUGCAAGUUGCUGUUGACGUCAAGAUUUCAAUUUGUUUUGCGAAGGGAAAUGGGCUGCGACGCGGACUUCCUCCUCGAUGCGCUGAAGGAGGAAGAGGCAAAAAGAUUGUUUGAGAGGACGGUGAGCGACAAAGUUCAUCACGAUCCGUUCAAAUCCAUGGUUGAUGAAGCACUCAACAAAUGUGCAGGUUUGCCUUUCCUAAUUAUUGCAAUGGCGAAUGUCUUUAGAGACGCCGAUUUUCGCGAAUGGAAGGAUGUUUUGAGACAAAUCGAGAUGUCUACAAACAGAGGACUCAGUGAGAGGAUAAACGAGAUGCUGCAGUUGAGCUAUAAUCGUUUCAAAGGGGAAGAUGGCAAGGAGGUGAAGUCAUUGUUACGGCUAUGUGUCGUUUAUGGUGUCUCUAAGCCCUCUCUUGAAAACUUGGUGAGGUAUAGCGUGGGUACGAGGUUAUUUCGAGAAGAUAGCAGCAUGGAAGAAGUGAGAGACAGGUUGAGCACACUGAUCCAAACCCUGAAAGCCUCUUCCUUUUUGUUAGCAGACGAGAAAGAUGCUGAUGUUUUCAAGAUACACGACUUGGUUCGUGGAUUCGUUGCCUCGGUAGCUUCAAGAGAUGACCCUCUUCUGGUGUUGAAAAAUCAUGAUAAGUCAGUGAUAGAGUUGCCGAAGGACAAGCUCAAAAGUUGCACAUCUGUAUGCUUUCCCUACGUCGACAUGGAGGAGCUUCCUGAAGAGUUAGAUUGCCCUGAAAUGCGGAUCUUUUUGUUGUUCACAAACAAUGGAUCUCUUAAGGUCCCAAGCUCAUGUUUCAACUCUAUGAGAAAACUCAUGGUCUUGCAUCUUUCUCGGGUGCGGCUCACUCGUUCACGUUCGCCGUUCCAGUUCUUGGAGAACUUACACACUCUGUGCCUAAAUGAUUGCUCGUUAGAGGAUGUAGCCAUGAUCAGUGAGCUAAAACGGCUAUGUGUUCUCAGCUUUGCGAACUCCAAAAUUCAACGAUUGCCAAAAGAAAUUGGACAAUUGGUGGAGCUGCGGUUGUUAGACUUAAACCAUUGCUCAAAACUUGAGAUGAUUGAACCGGGUGUGCUUGGGAGCUUGAUGAAAUUGGAGGAGUUGUAUAUGGAGAAUAGUUUUGAUCGUUGGAAUGCCGUGGAGCAAACUCCGCCAACUAAUGCCGGGCUCAUUGAGUUGAACAAAUUGAAGAAUCUCUAUACUUUGCAUGUGUCCAUUCUCGAUCCGAGUGUGCUCCCGGAGGAUCUAAACGUUGACAAACUAACCAAGUACCAAAUCCGGAUGGGUGAUGUGCCACGCCAGCGAAUUCGCAUUGGAUCGAGCAUAUUGGAGCUUACGUUGGAUCCAAUAAGCGAUAUUCUUCAAAAAGGAUGCAUACAAACUUUAUUAGGCAAAACUGAUGAUCUCUUUUUAGGCGGAUUAAAUGGAAUUGAGCAGACUAUUUGCGUGUCAUCCCAAAAAGGCUUUCCGAAAUUAAAGCACCUACAAGUCAAGAAUAGUUCCUCCAUCCGUUACGUCCUCCAAUCACCAUCACAUACAGAUUUUAAGAUUUUGGAGUCGUUACUUCUCGAUAACCUCAUCAGCUUGGAGAAGAUAUGCAACAACCAUGUCUCCUCCAAUUCCUUCAGUGCAUUAAAGGUAGUACGAGUUGAAAACUGCAACAAGAUGGAAGUUUUGUUUCCUCUUUCAUUGUUGAGAGAACUUCCACGGCUUGAAGAGAUGCGAGUUGUUGAGUGCCACUUAAUGCGGGAGAUUGUAGAAGUUGAUGAUUGUGGAAAAGUUGAGUUGCCAAAUUUGCGGGUAUUGGAAUUGCGUGACUUGCCAAAUAUAAAAAAUUUUGUCUCCGACGGGACGGCUCCUUCAAGUAGUACAUUAAAUGACCAAAUUGGCCCUCAAAUUGCAUUCUUCAACGGGCAACAGGUUGCAUUUCCUAGCUUGGAGACAUUAAGCAUCUGGAGAAUGGAUAGCAUUGAGACAAUAUGGGACAAUCAAGUUGCUGCGGAGUCUUUCUGUAAACUAAAAUCGCUCAGAGUUUAUGGAGGCGAUAAGCUAGAGAACAUUGUUCCUUCUUACAUUCUUGGACGGCUCAAGAGUUUGGAAAGUUUGGAGGUACAAUCAUGUGAUUCGCUUGAAGUUGUUUUCAAACUGCAGCCAUUGAGUCCUCUAGAUGGACAUCCCAUUGCUCGUUUCCCUAAAUGCAAAAUGUUGACAGAAGUCAUUUGUGAUGAUGGAGGUGAGGAGGGGCUUGUGGUGGUUUUCAAUCAAUUGAAGUAUAUGGAGCUUGAUGGGUUGACGGGGUUGAGAUGUUUCAGCUCAAGUAAAUACGCAUUAAUGUUCCCACUCUUGGAAGAUGUCAUUGUGAGUGGAUGUCCCAGCAUGAAGUUCUUCUCUGAGGGACCAAUAAAUACGCCAAAGUUGGAGAGAGUACACGUCUCAACUGAAGCAUGGUUUUGGGAGGAAAACCUCAACAUCACCAUCCAAAAUAUGUUUAAAGAAAUGGUAUGCAUCGGUUAUCAAAUUAUGUGCAAUUAGAUGGUCUUGUUGCGUUUUGCUAACUAGAAGUUUACAUUUAAUGA